Messenger RNA from Fusarium redolens, 837 nucleotides. RefSeq lists its product as uncharacterized. The record is from RefSeq and is a predicted model, not a curated record. Lineage: Eukaryota; Fungi; Ascomycota; Sordariomycetes; Hypocreales; Nectriaceae. Bases 167 to 739 code for a protein of 190 amino acids. The transcript has 3 exons.
AAAAAUGAGGUAUCUAAUUUAUUCCCCAGUCACCCGCCCCUUUCCCUAGUCAGCCUACCCCCCGUGCUUGACGCACGGGCACCUACGGUGGAAAGGAAAGCACGGGGGGUCGGUCUCUAGACCCUACCCGAGUAGCUAAUCGAGGCUCUCACAGGCAUGGGGCGCAAUGCUCUUCUUCCUCCUGCUGAAUGCCGCGCCAGCCAUGAACCAUCCCAGCGCUAACGAUGACAACUCACCGCGUAAGAAAUGGCUCGAGAUAGAUAGUCAGAUCCUCAACGCCCUCUUCUGCGUCACAGGCUUUGGCCUCGCCCCAUGGCGCUUCCGCGACUGGUACUUUUACACCCGCGCUGUCUGCUGGAAGAAUGUUCCUGCCAUGCAGAGGCUAGCCGAGCAGAACAAGGCUUGGUUUCGACCUCCUGCCUGGGCAACUGAACCGAACCCGACUGACUCGGCUACUGAUCUUCCUCGCUCAACCACGUUUACUGGCGAGAAGGCGCCCCCGACACCGCUUUGGAAAUUGGGAUUCACUAUCUAUAUGAUGGUUCUGAAUACAUUCCUGCAAGCUGUUUUGUGUUACUUCAUGUGGGGGUAUAACCGUUUUGAUCGUCCCAGCUGGGCUACUGGUACUUUUAUCGGCCUUGGCUGCGGUACAGGAUUGUUGGCUGGUCUGAUGUCGUGGUGGGAGGGGCGCAAAGUCAAGAAGAUUGAGGGACCCGAGGUCAAAGUUGUGACUGUAUGAAGAGAUCAUAGUGCGCAAGGUCUAUCCCAAGUCUCAUAAAAUCUAAUUUUAUAUGGUACCUCUAAAGGUCAAUGCAAAUCCCUGAGCUGGGACCCAGC